AUGCAGCCUCUAUUAUCCCCGCACCUCCUGGCCUGGUGCCUCCUGACAACAACGCUUCUUCUGCCGGCGUCCCUGGCAGACCAAAUCCCCUUCCACCGCCAACAGCCUCUGUCAACAAAAGGCCCGAUCAAGGAGAUCCCCCAAGUCGGUCUGGGGCUUUGGAAUUCCAAGGAUGAAGAUGCCUCCAAUGCUGUCGAGUAUGCUUUCGAGGCCGGGUACAGACACCUCGAUUCGGCCGCUGCUUAUGGCAACGAAGACUUCGUCGGCCGCACACUGGGCAACUCGUCCCUCUCCCCUCACCGCCACAAGUACUGGAUCACCUCGAAGCUGUGGAACACGGCGCACCAGCCCAAGCACGUGCGACCCGCGCUCGAGAAGACACUCCAUGACCUGCAGGUGCCCUACCUGGACCUGUACCUGAUGCACUGGCCGGUGGCAUUCCUGCCGGGCCAGAAGCCCGGGCGCACCGUGGUUGACCAGGACACCAGCGUGCACGACACGUGGGCGGCCAUGGAAGAGCUGGUGCGGGCCAACCUGACCCGGCACAUCGGGGUGAGCAACUUCUCGCCGCGCCAGCUAGACGACUUGCUGGCCCGCUGCGACAUCCGGCCCUGGGCCCACGAAUUUGAGACACACCCCUACCUGCAGCAGCAGGAGUUCGUCGACUGGCACCGCAAGAACAACAUCACCGUCAUCGCCUACUCGCCGCUCGCCAAUAUGAAUCCCACCUAUAGCGACAAGUACCCGGACCUGCCACACGUCCUCGACGACCCCUUCUGGAUCGAUCUCGCCGCCGAGAAGAACGUCACCCCGGCACAGGCCAUCCUCGCCUGGGGCAGGCAGCGCGGGACCGUUGUGAUCCCCAAGAGCGUGCAUCGAGAUCGGAUCGAGGAGAACUUGGGGUCGCUCAAGGUGAGUUUCACCGAGAAGGAGAUGCUCAAGAUUGCCGAGCAGGAUAAGAGGUCGAGGUUCAAUAAUCCCAGUAAGAGUUGGGGGGUCGAGCUGUUCGAGGGCUUGGAUGAUGGUAGUAGUCGCUUCAUGGCGAACGAGGAAGUGCAAGCCUGCGGGCGUGUCGGGGAAAAUUAG
Molecule: messenger RNA, 1086 nt
Organism: Fonsecaea erecta
Lineage: Eukaryota; Fungi; Ascomycota; Eurotiomycetes; Chaetothyriales; Herpotrichiellaceae
Exons: 3
Coding region: 1-1086 (361 amino acids)
Cellular component (GO): cytosol
Molecular function (GO): aldose reductase (NADPH) activity
Source: RefSeq, a predicted model, not a curated record